This is a messenger RNA of Colossoma macropomum (tambaqui), 4078 nucleotides long. RefSeq names its product eukaryotic elongation factor 2 kinase (gene eef2k). The coding region runs from base 2153 to 4003 and encodes 616 amino acids. The transcript is spliced from 15 exons. The record is from RefSeq and is a predicted model, not a curated record. Gene Ontology annotation, biological process: protein phosphorylation. Lineage: Eukaryota; Metazoa; Chordata; Actinopteri; Characiformes; Serrasalmidae. Gene Ontology annotation, molecular function: calmodulin binding; elongation factor-2 kinase activity; calcium ion binding.
CCAAGUUUCAGUUUUCUGUGUUACUCUGUGCUGCUUACCUCUUUCUUUUCCCUUUCUCAUUAAUCCAUUCUUGCUGUGGCUUCCUGCAGUCAUGGUAUGCAUGCCUUUCCUUCACAAUAGGAGUUUUCCUCUCCCGUUCUGUCAAUCACCUGUUGUUCCUGUUAAGUGUUUUAGAAACUUGAUCCCUGCAAGAAAACAAAACAGUAACAUGAAGUUAACUGAACUGAAACUUAGUAACAGAUAUAAAGAUUUUUUUAAAUUAUACAUCAGGAACUAGUUUAUAUACGUUUAGCUAAGCAAUAUAUUUAAAGGGGAUUUCCACUGUAUUUCGAAUGUUCUUUAUAAUGAAGUGGUUAAGAUGUAAAGUCGAUAAAAGUGAUUUGAUGUAAAAUUCUCUGUUCUGGAGAAAAGUACACAGUCAGAAUUGUUGUGACGGAAACCAGGUUUGUGGCGUGGACAUAGAGUAAGACACAAGGGAGGCCAUGAUUCUGCUGCAAGUAGUUCUCUUCUUUUAAAUAUCAAGCCGAAACAAAGGAGAGGUCAACGCCAACCAUAGGCUUCCACCCCGUGGUGACCAACCUCCAACACAAAACACCCACACCCCACUGGCACCAAAAAACAUUCACACAUACGUUUAAACUAACAAGCAGCAACAUUAACAACAUAAUUAACGGCUCUUGAGCUUUUCAACAGCAGCGCGGUCAGUAGCGGGUUGCUACAGGUUUUAAUAGUUUUACAAUAAGGUUUUGGCCUUAAAAUCUGUCCGUGGAGGAGAGGAACAUGCAAGGUGCUGUUAUUCAAAAUAGUCCUCAAAGAAAACGUGUUUCUUUAGAUUUACUACUGUUUUACCAUUAUCAUGUAUCUUACAUGCAUUAUUAAACAUGGAUAGGUUCAUUGCUCGUUUUGAAUAGUAAAUGAGGUAAAAGACAUGUUGAUUCUUGGUCUCUGUCAGCAACAUUAUACGGAAAUCUGAGGCAGUAAUGCACGGCUUCAUAUUAAACCACUCUGAAUUACUUUGUGUACAUCUCAACAACUAAAUUAUGCUAAAUUUUGAAAAGUUGAAAUUUCCCUUAAAUAAAACUUGCAUAUUGUAGCUUAGUAACAUAUAUUUAAUAAAAGUUUAAAUAAUCAUAAUAGUAAGAUAAGAAGUUAAUGGCAAUACCUAUUCUUAUUGAAAAAUAUACAGACUAAUGAAUACAAUUUCUAUCUCGUGUUCUCUGUAUUCAGGCAGGCACAUGUGCAUCUACACGUACUCACUGUACAGCCAAGGCGUUCCAAAUUGCUAAAUAUAGGCUACUCUGCUACAGUAUCUAAGGCAUGCCUGCUAUUCCAUGAUGUAGUGUUGGAUACAAAACCAUCUAGCAGAUUUGCAUUACCAGUAAUACUUGUGUGUCACUGCUUAUUUUGAAAAGUACUCUUAUAAUGUAUCAUGUAUGCAACUUAACACCAGUCAUAUGAGGCUUCCACUGUCGCACUCUGUUUCUCUGGCUUCCAAGUCAAUGGUUUAUGUUUGUGUAAAGGUGUAAUCUGUGAUAGGACAGGCAAUAAUAUUCAGGAUUUACAGUGCAAGCUGGUUCCUGGUGUCUUGCACAGGAAAAUAAACUUUACACAAAUUUCUCCUUACCUCAGAAACAGUUGAUGGGUCAGUGCGUGUUUGUUAACAAAGUUUGCAGUGAAACUGUUUAUAAACUGCUAAUAUAAUAAAAGUUUAUGUCACCCAGAAACAUUUCAUUUUUUUAGUCACAUUAGCCUUUCAGAUCCAGCAAAGCACACUGUGGACAAGAAAACAUGUCUUGGCUAUUGGGAGUAAAUUAGAUUUCCCAGUGAACCGUUAUUUUUAGGGAAACAAAGUUGAUAAGUGCCCAUUUAGUCAUUUCAUUGUUGAUUUACAGUUUAUCUUUGCAUUGACUAUUCUACUGGAUUGUUGCAUACCUCACUUGUUGCUUCCCAUGCCUUUCUGUUCCCUUCUCCUUUUAUUCCAUUAUUUUGUUUUGUGCAUUUGCUAUUUAAAUCUUACACAGUAAAGGGAAGGACAUCAGUUACAUUAGGUAAUGGUAUUGGGAAUGCUUGUGUGGGAGAGAUAUGGAGGUUUUUUUCAGGGAAGGUAAAAUCUUUUCACUUUUUUUCUCUCUGCCAUAGGCCACUUGGAAACAUGCUAUUGAAAAAGCAAGAGCGAUGCCAGACCCCUGGGCUGAGUUCCAUUUGGAAGAUGUUGAGACUGAGCCCUGCAUUAGAUAUAGGUACAAUGCCAUUACUGGUGGAUGGGCCCAGGACCAAGUGUUUAUUAAGAUGUCCUCCCAGAAAGAAGUUGUCAAACUUCUCUCACAGCAGCAACUGGAAAUCUGCAUCAAACUAUGUAGCUAAGCGGUACAUGGAGACUGUGGACAGAGAUGUGUAUUUUGAGGAUGUCCGGUUACAGAUGGAAGCUAAAUUAUGGGGUGAGGAGUACAAUCGCCACAAGCCUCCCAAACAGGUGGACAUUAUGCAGAUGUGUGUUGUGGAAAUGACCUCUCGCCCAGGGAAACCUUUUUACCACCUGGAGCACUAUAUUGAGGGUCAAUAUAUCAAAUACAACUCCAACUCUGGCUUCGUAAGGGAUGAUAAUAUACGUCUCACACCACAGGCAUUCAGUCACUUCACCUUUGAGCGCUCUGGACACCAGCUGAUAGUUGUGGACAUUCAGGGAGUUGGUGACCUCUACACAGACCCUCAGAUCCACACAGAGAAGGGGACUGACUUUGGUGAUGGCAACUUGGGUGUACGCGGCAUGGCCCUUUUCUUCCACUCUCACCUGUGUAACAAGAUCUGCAAGAGUAUGGGCCUCACACCUUUUGACAUGUCCCCUGCAGAAAACACUCAGCUGGACUGCACCAACAAGCUGCUGCAGUCAGCUAAGACCAUGCUUCGUGGCUGUGAGGAACAGUGCGGUUCUCCACGGGUGCGGACUACCUCCCUCAGCCGCAUGCCCCCUAUCCUAUCCCGCCUUUCAGAGACCUCCUUGGCUGAUGAGAACAUUAGUGAUGUAGAUUCCAUUCCCUGCUCUCCUUUGAGCCUGGGCCUCUCUGCCGACCGUUCACCAAGAGUUUGGUCAUUCAUGAAUGACAUGAGCGAAACAGACACAGAUCAAAAGUUUUCAGAGAAUGGAGGAGACAGCGGUUACCCAAGUGAAAGACGCAGUGAGGGAGACCUAGGCGAACACAACGACCGGUUUCGGCCUGUCUACAACAGACAUUACUCUGAAUCGGAUGAAGACAGUGUUCGUCGGCUGACCGAGGAAAAAUGGAGUUUCUUCCACUCUUCGCGUGCUCAUAUUCACAGACCCUCCUGCGUGGCGGUAGAGGUGGAGAGACUGAACUCUCUGUUUCUUGAAAGGAAAAUUGGCAAAUCUAUUUUAGGCAAGGUUCAUCUAGCAAUGGUCCGGUACCAUGAGGCAGGCCGAUUCUGUGAGAAAGAUGCACCAUGGGAUCAGGAUUCUGCUAUGUAUCAUUUGGAAAGGGCUGCCAUGUGUGGAGAAUUAGAGGCUAUUGUAGCCCUUGGCCAAUGUUACCUGCAGCUGCCACAUCACAUUCUCCCAGAGAUCGAACUAGAGGAUAGUGUGGAGAACAGGAAGAAGGGCUUCAAUCUGUUACUUCAGGCUGCUGAGGCUGGAGACAGACCCAGUAUGAUGUUAGUGGCCAGAGCAUUUGACACAGGCAACAGCCUCCCACCUGACAGGACUCAAGACUGGAAGGAAGCAGUGUGCUGGUACGACUGUGUUCUAAAUAUGACCGACUAUGAUGAGGGUGGAGAAUUUGAUGGUAUGCAGGAUGAGCCACGUUACCUUCUGCUGGCCCGUGAGGCCGAGAUGUAUCAGCAGGGAGGAUUCAGCCUGGACGCAGAUCCACAGAGAGCAGGUGAUCUGUUCACUGAAGCAGCCGAUGCUGCCAUGGAGGCAAUGAAGGGCAGACUGGCUAAUCAAUAUUACAUGAAGGCUGAGGAGGCUUGGUCUGCAAUGGAAGAGUAGAGGAAAUUAUUUGAUCUUCCAACACUCUUAACAUUUUUUAUUUAGCUCUUUGGGAUAUGUUUACAUGGUCUUUUA